Molecule: messenger RNA, 2152 nt
Organism: Dufourea novaeangliae
Lineage: Eukaryota; Metazoa; Arthropoda; Insecta; Hymenoptera; Halictidae
Product: little elongation complex subunit 2-like
Biological process (GO): snRNA transcription by RNA polymerase II; snRNA transcription by RNA polymerase III; positive regulation of transcription by RNA polymerase III
Cellular component (GO): transcription elongation factor complex
Source: RefSeq, a predicted model, not a curated record
UGACAUACCAUUAAGUAUUGCGUACUACAGUUACAGUAUUUAAAAAUAUUAUAGUUCUGUAAACAUUUUUUUUACUCCAAGGGCUAUGGAUAGAUUCUUAAGUAUCGAUUGGAAUCCUCCAUUGGAAGACCUGAUAGACAAUACUUUUAUUAGUGAAAAAAGGUUGGAGAAAGAGAGUGUUAUGCAUAGAAUUAUAACGGGGAAUUUUAUUGACCCUUUUAAAAAUAUUGAAAAUGACUACAAAAAGAUUAGAACUGACUUAAUGGAAGACAUAGAAAUAGAUUUAAAUGAACAAGAUAAAAACGAUAAUGUUGUGACUAUUGAAAGCAACAAGGAAAUUGAAACGAAUGAAACAAAAAAGAAUAUGUUUUAUGUGCCUGGUAUUAUUAAACCAAUAUUUAAAUUUCCUAAAAAGUCUAACCUAAGUAAAGAAGAACAAGCAAUGUGUUUACGAGUUUUAUUAAGAUUUUCAGAAUCAGAUAAACCAAAACUGACUCUCAAGGAUCUACAAAAAACAAUAUCUCAGGAACAAGAUGAAUUUUUAGACUUUGCUAAAAGCAAGUGGCGUGAAAGGUUAUUGACACUUACAUGUGAAGAUUACAUGAAUUUGUGUUGGAAAUCAAAAAUACAAUAUAUACAUAAACUUCCUAGGUAUUAUGCUGAAGUCACAAAUGUACCAUUUGUAACAGAUAAGAAUAUUGAAGUCAAAUUUGUUUCUGUUUGUUUACAAAUGGGUCAGUUGCCAGAAGUUAAAUUACCAACUUUGACCAGUCCAUGUAUGUUACGUAUAACGUCUAAACAACUAGAAAAAAGGUUUUCUAAUAAAAACUAUGUGCCAAAUAAAUCACCAAUGUGUUAUAAAUUACCAGUAAGUGAAGAUGCAAAUUGUCAGAGAUUGGCUGAAAGUAAUAAUGUGGAUUUAGUAAUUUCAUCCAGUGGUCUUAAUUGUUUAGUAAAUAAUAUUGGACCCACUUAUUCGAAUUCAUGGGUUCUACCACUAGUUAUAAGGAGACACAAUGAUAAAAAUGUUAUCUAUAUAGAUAAACCAGGACCACCACCAGCAAACACUGUAUCAAAAAAAAAUACUUGGGUAUAUAAAUAUAUUCUUAAAUACUCCUUUAUUGACGCAAAACAUCCUUCUUUAAACAGUAAUAGAACGUAUGAUGACAAUGUAUUUGGAGACAUCAAUUCUGAGAAACUCUUAAAACUAGAAGAAGAACAUGGUAGUGCUUCACCAUACAUUGAUGAUAACUCACAUUUAAAUGUGUUAAGAAUAAAUGAAAGCACUGAAAAAUUCUUAAAACAACGAGAUGUAGAAAUCGAUCCAAGUAUUUCCGAAGGUGUAAAGUCCAGUAGUCAACCAUCUGUAAAUGAUAUUCCACAGUCCAAUAUUUCUAAUUUUACAAUAAACACUACAGAAAAUAAUGUAUUUUCUGAAUUAGGUGUACAAAAUAGUUCUAAAAUGACUACAGAAAGCAACGUAUCGUAUAAGCUGUUUACUAUUGGACCACAAAAUUCAGAAAAAAAUGAACUAAUGAAAAAUGUUAUUAAAAAGUACAAAAUGUUGGUUAGAUCAAAAACAGAUGGAGUUGAGAUUUUACCAAAUAAUGUGCAAAAAUUGUUACUACUGGCGCCAAAAUUGGAACAUCAACCUGAUCUUGGUGCUGAAGCUGUAACAUUAGAAGAAUCGUUAAGACAAUGGAUAUCUCUGAUAUUUAGACCCCUCACAUUUCUUGCACGAGUGCGAAUAUCGGUGGGAACCUCAGAAGUAUUGCAAAUAGAACAACGUACAGCGGUAUCUAUAAAUAACGAAAUUAAACGGCUUUAUAAUGUAAAAGCUGAAAAUUCUUUAACAGUUCUACAUAAUGUUAUUCAAUGUGUUGCCAAUUUAUCUCCAGGACGUUAUAUCAUGAGACACACAGUAAGACAUGGACCAUUUGCAGUUGUUUACAAAGAAGUUGAAAGCCCUGGGAAGAAUAUUUUUGACUUGCAUACAGUUUACAGUGACGAGUUCCUUACUUUACCUAAUCCACCUUGGAUUCCUCUAGAUAAAAUAGUGCCAACUCCAAUGCUUAAAAUCUUCGAAAGAAUGCCGGCCAUGUUUUAUCCAUUAAAUGAAAAACCGAACUGUUCGAAGAAGUUUAAGAAAUAA